Molecule: messenger RNA, 831 nt
Organism: Nylanderia fulva
Lineage: Eukaryota; Metazoa; Arthropoda; Insecta; Hymenoptera; Formicidae
Source: RefSeq, a predicted model, not a curated record
AUGAAUUGCAAUGCCAAGUAUUUGAUGUUCUUAAUAAUCUGCGUGAUAUUGUCGGAGUACGAAGCUAACGAUAAGUCGAUUCUCUCGAGGAAACGACGUUACAUCGUUUUUCCCGAAGGUUCUACAUUUUCCAUCGCUCUCUGCUUGACGGUGCAUACCCUGACCCCGGACGACAACAUUUUCACGGAGGGUCUAAACUGGGGUAUCUCCUAUGACCUGCCUAACGAGAGUAAACCCGCCCUGGAGCCGUUCUUAGAGCUGAGGAACGAUAAACUUAAAUCCGGCAACAAACACGACCGUUACAGCUCGACUGCAGUCGCUAAUAAGAACGGCCCUCUGAAAUAUUCAGGAUGGAAUAACGAUGUCAGGACUCACUUUGCGCCCGGCGGAAAGAAGUACCGCAAGUCGGAGUAUUAUUACUUGCAGAGGAGGCAUCGACGGGACCUUUACAACAAAUUGGAGGUCAUCAUGAAUGCGAUGGGCUUUGAUGGCAAGUCAUGUAUUCUACGCGCACUUUGCGAAGCAUCUCAGCGAUUAAUGCCAAAAGGGAACACCUUGAUAGAAGAAAUGAUGCGAAUAUCAUUCUCGCUACCCUUAAAGAGGGUGUUCUCCUUCGAACCCGACGAGCAUCGCACGUACACUCGGGCACAUAAAGCCGGCCACGAGGGCAAGGACUGCGCCGCCAUGUUUCCUGGAUGCAGUUUCUCCCUCAUCGACUUGGCCCUCGGGAAAUAUAACGCGGCCUUCUCGUCCGACCCGAGUCCCGCAGCCGGAACUUUCGGCACGGAGGACGAGUCUGUCGCGGAUUGGUCCAGAUACAGCAUGAAGUAA